This is a messenger RNA of Anthostomella pinea, 1740 nucleotides long. NCBI's taxonomy places the organism in Eukaryota, Fungi, Ascomycota, Sordariomycetes, Xylariales, Xylariaceae. The record is from the annotation of a GenBank genome assembly.
AUGCAUCGCCUAAAGAUCUGGAUCGCCUCAAUAGCCAGCGUCGCCUGUGCACAAAGGGGCGCACCGGCGGGGCAGGGAUUAACACCCUCCCUGUUCCCAUUACAACAAAAUGCUGACUCGACGAACCUGUUUCCCAUGGCGCCCUGUGGUAACUUCAAGCUGGAAGAGGCGACCAUCGCCGAGAUGCAGGCCGCCAUGGAGAACGGGACUCUGACGUCGGUGCAGCUGGUCACAUGCUACCUGCUCAGGACAUAUCAAACCGACGAGUAUAUCAACUCCGUCCUCCAGAUCAACCCAGAUGCCCUCACCAUCGCCGCCCACACGGACGCCGAGCGCGCAUCCGGCCGCGUCUGCAGCGCCCUGCACGGCGUCCCCUUCACCAUCAAAGACAACAUCGCCACGGCCGACGCCCUGGAGACCACAGCCGGCAGCUGGGCACUCCUGGGCAGCAUCGCGCCGCGCGACGCGCACGUCGUGUCGCGCCUGCGCUCGGCCGGCGCCGUCCUCCUGGCCAAGGCCACGCUGAGCGAGUGGGCCGACAUGCGGUCCAACAACUACUCCGAGGGCUACUCGGCUCGCGGCGGCCAGGCCCGCAGUCCCUACAACCUGACCCUCACCCCGGGCGGCAGCAGCAGCGGCGGCGGCGCGGGCGUGGCCGCCAAUGCCGUGGCCUUCUCGCUCGGCACCGAGACCGACGGCAGCGUCAUCAGUCCGGCGGAGCGGAACGCGGUGGUCGGGCUGAAGCCGACGGUCGGACUGACGUCGCGCGCCGGCGUGGUGCCGGAGAGCGAGCACCAGGAUACCGUCGGGGUGUUGGCGCGGACGGUGAAGGAUGCGGCGGUGGUGCUGGAUGCGAUGUAUGGGGUCGAUGCGCGGGACGCGUAUACGGCAGCGCAGGAGGGGCACACGCCUGACGGCGGGUAUGCGGCGUUCUUGACCGGGAGGGAGAGCCUGAAGGGGGCGGUGUUCGGGGUGCCGUGGGAAAGCUUUUGGGUGUAUGCCGAUGAGGAGCAGCAGCGCGUGUUGAAGGAGACAAUGGAUCUGAUGUGCGAAGCCGGCGCGACUAUCGUCAACGGGACGGAGAUACUGGACUACGAGACCAUCGUCAGCCCCAACGGUUGGGACUGGGAUUAUGGUGGCACCAGGGGGUAUCCGAAUGAGUCCGAGUACACGGUGGUGAAGGUCGACUUCUACAACAACAUCAAGACGUACCUGGCCGAGCUGAACAACACGAACAUACGCUCGCUCGAGGAUAUUGUCCAGUACAACUAUGACAACGACGGCAGCGAGGGCGGGAACCCCUGGCCAUUGGGGAUUUCGGCCUUCUAUUCCGGCCAGGACGGCUUCCUGGCCUCGCUCGAGAGCAAAGGUAUCAAGGAUGAGACGUACCAACAAGCGCUCAACUUCUCGCAGACCUCGACGCGGAACGGUAUCGACGCAGCGUUGAACUACAAGGGGGAAAAGCUGGCCGGCUUGCUGGUGCCGCCGGAUGUGGGCCAGACAUAUCAGAUCGCCGCCCAGGCUGGGUACCCCAUGAUCACGGUACCUGCUGGCGUCAACUCGGACACCGGUAUGCCAUUUGGGCUUGCCAUUAUGCAGACGGCUUGGGCAGAAGCAGAGCUGGUCAAGUGGGCUAGUGCUAUUGAAGAUCUGCAGCUGGCGUCGGGCACGCCGUAUAAACGGACUUUGCCUGAAUGGCACGGAUAUCUGCAGAGGAAUAUUCCGGUCUUGAGUCUCUAG